This is a messenger RNA of Paramecium tetraurelia, 497 nucleotides long. RefSeq lists its product as uncharacterized. The record is from RefSeq and is a predicted model, not a curated record. The transcript is spliced from 2 exons. Lineage: Eukaryota; Ciliophora; Oligohymenophorea; Peniculida; Parameciidae.
AUGGGAUUAGAUUUAAAGAUGAGACUUCUUUUAAGCAAUACAUUUAUGUCUUUAGUGGUGGUUGUAAACUUAGCUUUGGUUUCCUAUUUGAAGGAAAAUGAUGGAGGUGAUUAUACACAAUUUUCAUAUAUCACUAAUAUUAGCACGACUGACCACGAUAAAUAUAGAAAUUAUUUAAACCUUGCAAUAUCCGCCUUUGUUUUGAUGUUGGUAGGAUUUCUUGUUGGAAUGGUCUAACCAUUUUUGAAACAAGCUGCUUUGGCUUAUGUGAUGGCACUCUUAAUAUUAACAGGAUAUGUAUGCUUAUUUGCAGGUGUAUUCAUAAAUGACACCUUCUCAUACAACUUUGCAGAUGGGAAAUCCUUUAAUUACAGUUUGGCGUCAUUCUUUGGUAUGGGAGGAGUAUUUGUCUAAGGAAUGGUAAAUUCUUGGAGAUAAAGAUCAGUUGAGUGAAUAUUUAUCAUUUAUUCAUUAUAUUAACCAUACAUCUUAAUUUA